This is a messenger RNA of Xenopus laevis (African clawed frog), 2453 nucleotides long. RefSeq names its product N-ethylmaleimide-sensitive factor attachment protein, gamma L homeolog (gene napg.L). Gene Ontology annotation, biological process: intracellular protein transport. The record is from RefSeq and is marked provisional. Gene Ontology annotation, molecular function: soluble NSF attachment protein activity. NCBI's taxonomy places the organism in Eukaryota, Metazoa, Chordata, Amphibia, Anura, Pipidae. Gene Ontology annotation, cellular component: SNARE complex; membrane; Golgi apparatus.
GUAGGAGGUUGUCGCUAGAGGUGUCAUGGCUGCUCAGAAGAUCAAUGAGGCGCUGGAGCACCUGGCAAAAGCAGAAAAAAGCUUGAAGACAAGUUUUUUGAAGUGGAAACCUGAUUAUGACAGCGCAGCCUCUGAAUAUGCAAAAGCAGCGGUUGCCUUUAAAAAUGCCAAGCAAUAUGAUCAAGCAAGAGAAGCCUUUUUAAAAGAAGCUGAAUCGUAUGAGAACAACAAAUCACUUUUCCAUGCUGCUAAAGCUUAUGAACAAGCAGGGAUGAUGCUAAAGGAGAUGCAAAAACUUCCAGAAGCAGUCCAGCUGAUAGAAAAAGCCAGCAUGAUGUAUCUGGAAAAUGGAACUCCUGACACAGCUGCUAUGGCACUAGAGCGAGCUGGAAAACUAAUCGAGCAUGUGAAUCUGGAAAAGGCAGUGAAUCUCUAUCAACAAUCUGCAUCUGUUUUUGAGAAUGAAGAUCGGUUACGUCAGGCUGUCGAACUUCUUGGAAAGGCAUCAAGACUUCUAGUAAGAGCUCGCAGAUUAGAUGAGGCUGUAGCAUCCAUUCAGAAGGAAAAAAAUAUGUAUAAAGAAAUAGAGAAUUAUCCAACUUUCUACAAGAAAACUAUUGCUCAGGUGUUGGUGCAUCUUCAUAGGAAUGACUUUGUUGCUGCUGAGAAAUGUGUUAGAGAAAGCUACAGUAUACCUGGUUUCAGUGGGAGUGAAGACUGCAUUGCAUUGGAACAGCUUUUGGAAGGAUAUGAUCAACAGGACCAGGACCAAGUGUCUGACGUUUGCAACUCUCCUCUUUUUAAAUACAUGGAUAAUGAUUAUGCAAAACUUGCUUUGAGUCUUGCUGUUCCUGGUGGCGGAAGCAAAAAGAAGUCCCCUGCCCCCACGUCGGUCACAGAAAUGGGACAAGCUCAAGGUGGAGCUCGAGCUGAGGAAGAGGAUGAUGAGUAUUCAGGUGGCUUGUGUUAACUGGAACCUGUUGCUGCACAAGUAUGUUUAUGGCAUGCAGUAUACAGUAUACAGUAUAUAAAGAAGAUGAACUCCUGCGCAGAUGCUAUUCAGGAACACACGUGAUCAUUUUGAAAAGAAUAUGUUGUUCACUUAUGUAUUCCACGUACCUUACAUUGUGUCUGUUGCUGAUGCCAAUAUAUAAUCAAGUAAACCGCCUGGAUCAAUAUUGGGUCGCACGUAACUCUGCCCUUGUAUUUAGUAAGAAAAGAUUGCUGGUCGUAACAUUAUUUUAUUACUUUAUUUGAUCCUGAUUUCUCUGUGCCGCAGAUCAGUCCAUUUGUACAAAUGUUAUUUGUUGUUUGUUAUUUUGUAAAUUACUGGAAGUACGUGAUUGUGAAUCGGCUAGAAAAUAUGAAAUCUAUCAAUCACAUGUGGUUUAUGUCUGCAUAUAGCUUUAGCUGGUCAUGUAUAUAAAUUAUAUAUAUAUAUAUUUAAGCUUGUAUGUUAUUCUGAUGCAAUGAUUACACGGCUUCUUGUGUAACUGUAUCAGAACCAAAGCCUUGGCAAAGUAAUGCAUCUUUUUCUCUUAUAGUCACAGAGAGGGGUUUGACUUCCCAUUGAUAUUAGUAGAGAACACUGAAUAGUCCAUGAGCUGCAUGGGAAAUAAAUUGAACCCAGACACUGCAAAACUGCUGGCUGUUAAUUCUUCCAACGCUAAAAUGUUACCAAUGAUAAACAUCUAUUGAAGAGGUACAACCUUUUCUUCAGGUCUCUAAAAGGGGUAGUUCAACUUUAUGAUAACUUUUGGUAUGUUAUAUAGAAUGGCUAAUGCUAAGCAACUGUUUAGUUGAUCUGCAUUAUUUAUUUUUUAUAGUUUUCCAAUUAUUUGCCUUCUUCUUCUGAUUCUUCCAGGCUUUCACACUGGGAUCACUGAUCUCCAUCUAAAAACAAAUGCUCUUUAAGGCUACACAUUAAUGUUAUUGCUACUCUUGAUUUCUCAUCUUUCUAUUUAUUGCAAUUAGUCAUUAUGUAAUGGUUUUAAUCAGAUGUAUUGGUAUUUCUCCUUAAACCCGGAUAACCAGGGGUGUUAAUCAUUGACAGAACAGUUGACCGAUUUUUCCAUAUUUAGCACUAUGAACCCUUAAAAGUUGCUGCAUGUUCUGCACAUAUGAUAGUUCUGCACCUGCUGUUAAUACUAUAAGAAUUUAGCUCCCAAUCUUACAGCCAAAGGGAGAGACUGUAUGUCCUGUGUAUAUGGCAAAGCGGGUAUAUGAGUAUAUGAGUAUAUAGCAAAAAUCAGGAUACUCCAAAUAUUUGUUCUGUGCAGGCUGUUUUCUACUUAUUUGAUAGUGUUGUGUCAGUGCUUUACUUACAUACAGUAACAAAUUCUAUGUGUGAUUGAGGAACAGUGAUCUACAUAGUCUCGAAUAUUGUUAUGUCAAAGGGUUGCAGCAGCAACUGAUAAUAUACUCAUUUAACAAUAAAAUUGACUUUGCUUAUC